UUACUUUGCUCGAAGUCCAAAACGGCGCGUUUUGGAGCAGGAAAUGUCGCACUUCUCGACGCAUACGAGUGUUGUGUGACGGGGUGGAAGGUGUGCGGCACUGGAGAGCCGCGAGCGGCCGUCAGCGCCGGUGCGAACCUUCGAAAUAAGAGCACCGUGUUUUCCGCGCUUUUCUCGGUGGCGGAAGCGCUUAGUUGCUUCGGAGGCGAAAGCUCCACAUAUCGCGUCGGUGACACGCGGUAACGUCUCGCGGCCGUCACGUGGCGACACCCUGCUCGUUUGCGAGUGUCCGUGGCGGAGCAAAGCGCCGCUCCGCGCCCGUUCAGCCGGAGCACGGCGCCUGCGUUAGCAUUAGCUCGCAGCGCGGGCCUAGUCAGGAAGCAGGCGCGAGCUUUUAUUUUCCAAAACUGGCCUUAUCGUCUCACCUGUCAGCUGAUCAGCCCCAACACAACAUCUCCACUCUGUUGUGGUGCGCUGAUAGUGUAGUUAGUGAUCAUUUCGUGUGUGGCAACAUCACUGAAUCCUUUAUAGUUUUAAUCCACGUCCGCCCCCAGAGUCUACAACCAUCACCACCACCACCACCAUGACUCGGUCCGACUUUAAGCCCCUCAUCAAAUGUCUGACGUGAACGUGUCCAUCAGGUCAGUGAACGCACCACCUUUCCAGCAGCUCCAACCAUGACUCAGGUCAGCAGACAUGGAAAGCUGCUGCUCCAGCGGCUGCACCAGCAGCGAGAGAUGGACUUCCUGUGUGACAUCACCAUCGCCGUGAAGGACGUGGAGUUCCGAGCGCAUCGGAACAUCCUGGCGGCUUUCAGCCGCUACUUCUCCUCGCAGGCGGAGAAGGGCCAAGUGGUGAUGACCCUGGACCCGGACAAGGUCAGCCGCUACGCCCUGGAGAAGCUGCUGGAGUUCAUCUACACGGGCCACAUGAACCUGAGCAGCACCAGGCAGGGCUCUGUGCGCCGCGCUGCCGUCUUCCUGGGAAUAUCGGAGGCCAUGAAGUACCUGGAGGAAACCUACAGCUGGUCUGAGGGCGCCGAGGGGGGUGAGGAGGCUGAAGCGUCUCCGGGUCACCCUGUGUCCCCCGGCAGCGCCGCCUCCCCCGGUCCUCUCUCCAUCACCUCGGGAAAAGAGGCGCUGCCGGGGGAGGAGGAUGAAGAGGGGGCGGAGGAGGCGGCGGCGGCCGAGGGGUCCGACCUUGAUGCAGGCGAGGGAAGCGAGAUGGACUUGGACCCCACGGCACCGGAGGCCGGGGGCAGGAAGAGGAGCUUGGCAGAGGAGGAUGCGCUGGAAGAGGCCGGCGGGUCGGCUGAGCCGACGCCCAAGAGCUACAGGGGGCGGGGCCGGGGCCGGGGCCGGGGCCGUGGCCGGGGAGCAGUCAAGCGCGAAGACCCCGAGGAUUCAGACGGGAGCCUGAAGGACUUUGGAGACACGUCGGCCGACUGGAGCCCCACACUGGACGAAGGCGAGGUCAAGAAGCCACGACAGAGCUGGCGGGGCAGGGGCCGCGGGCGGGGCAGGGGGCGGGGCAGAGGCCGGGGCAGGCCCAGGGCCUCCGACGUGGAUCUGGAGGAGGAAGGCCAGACGGCCGAGGACGGCUACGACAUGGAGGAGGGUGGGCCGGAGCCGGCGGAGCUGGACGAGGCCUCGCUGACCUGCGGCGAGUGCAACCGAGUCUUCAAGGACACCAGCAGCCUGCGGCGACACGAGCACAUCCACAAGGGCCUGAAGCCCUUCGCCUGCAUCUUCUGCUCCAAAACCUUCAGACAAGCCACGCAGCUCAAGACCCACCUGCGCAUCCACACAGGGGAGAAACCCUUCGGCUGCGCCGACUGCGACAAGUGUUUUGCCCAGAAGUGCCAGCUGGUGGCGCACCGGAGGAUGCACCACGGCGAGGAGAAGCCCUACACGUGCGACCGCUGCGGCUUCAAGUUCGCCACCUCAUCCAACUACAAGAUCCACAUCAGGCUGCACAGCGGGGAGAAGCCGUACGUGUGCGACAUCUGCGGCCAGGCCUUCGCCCAGUCCAGCACGCUGACCUACCACAAGCGCCGGCACACGGGCGAGAAGCCGUACCAGUGCGACCUGUGCGGCAUGUCCUUCUCCGUCUCCUCCUCUCUCAUCGCGCACGCUCGCAAGCACACAGGAGUCACGCCGUACAAGUGCACUCACGCCAACUGCGAGGCCACGUUCGUCACGUCGUCGGAGCUGAAGAAGCACAUGCGGAGACUGCACCCGGAGGGGGCCAACAGUGUGCAGUGCCUGCUGUGCGGGAACCGAUUUGCCAGCGUGAAAAACAUGAUCAAGCAUCAGGAGAAGGCUCACGCCGACGAGGUGCGGCAGCACAAGGAGCGGGCGCGAGCAGUGGUCCUGCUGGCCUCCAGUCAUCCCGUGGCCUUCGUGCAGAGUAAGAUCUCCCAGGAGGCCAAGAGCCUGGCCUCUGUCCCGGCCGCCGAACCCGGGAACCCGGAGCCUGUGACGCCGCUGCCCAAAGCCCCGCCCCCUGGCGAGCCCGGCCCCACCGCCAUGGAUGUGCUGCAGGAGCUGAAGGUGGAGCCCACCGACCCGCCCAUCACCUCCUUCGGCACCGAGCAGGAGCAGACCAUCAACUCGGACACGCUACACGCGCUGGUGGAGCAGCUGCGGCCGACGCCCACCGCCAGCCCCGGCCCCAGCCCCAGCCCGGCCCAGAACCUGGAGCAGAUCGUCAUCAUCCGCACGGUGGACAACAGCGAGCAGAGCGCCGGGCCGCAGUGAGGCCGCCGCACCU
Messenger RNA from Synchiropus splendidus (mandarinfish), 2772 nucleotides. It is a transcript of the gene mynn, whose product is annotated as myoneurin. The coding region runs from base 678 to 2759 and encodes 693 amino acids. Gene Ontology annotation, molecular function: DNA-binding transcription factor activity; RNA polymerase II cis-regulatory region sequence-specific DNA binding; protein binding. The record is from RefSeq and is a predicted model, not a curated record. The transcript is spliced from 9 exons. NCBI's taxonomy places the organism in Eukaryota, Metazoa, Chordata, Actinopteri, Syngnathiformes, Callionymidae. Gene Ontology annotation, biological process: regulation of transcription by RNA polymerase II.